AUGUCGCCUCAAAAAAGAGUUAAGAACUCCCAGGCACAAAACAGUACUUCACAAGGUAGUAAUAGUCGUCAAACCAAGCUCUCAGCCUGGAAAGUAAAACAGGAUCUAAGUGACUCAAAGAGCAUCUCAAAACAUGGGCAGAAUAGUCCAAUGGAAGAUUAUGAACAUGCUGAUGAUCAAGCUGAAGACGCUUUGCAAGUAGCAGUGGGAUACUUUGAGAAAGGUCCCAUUAAAACUUCACAAAAUAAAGAUAAAACCUUGGAAAAGCACUUGAAAACUGUGGAAGAUGUGGCUUGGAAGAAUGGGUUAGCUCCAGAAGAAAUUGACAUUCUAUUAAAUGUGGCACUCAGUGGCAAAUUUGGAAAUGCUGUAAACACACGGCUAUUGAAGUGUAUGAUUCCGGCAACUCUAAUAUCAGAAGAUUCUGUGGUUAAGGCAGUCUCCUGGCUUUGCGUUGGCAAGUGUUCUGGUAGCAUCAAGGUACUUUUUUAUCGUUGGCUGGUUGCAAUGUUUGACUUUAUUGAUCAUAAGGAGCAAAUUAACUUGCUCUAUGGCUUCUUUUUUGCUUCAUUGCAAGAUGACGCACUGUGCCCUUAUGUCUGCCAUUUUUUAUAUUUACUUACCAAAAAAGAGAAUGUGAAACCAUUUCGUGUGAGAAAACUGCUUGAUCUUCAAGCCAAAAUGGGAAUGCAGCCUCAUCUCCAGGCUUUAUUGUCACUAUAUAAGUUCUUUGCUCCUGCUCUGAUUUCAGUAUCUUUGCCUGUAAGGAAGAAGAUCUAUUUUAAGAAUUCAGAGAAUCUUUGGAAGAUGGCUCUGCUUGCUGUGAGGCAAAGAAACCAGGGCCCUUCUCCAGAACCUCUAAAGCUGAUGUUAGGUCCAGCUAAUGUUCGUCCUGUAAAAAGAAAAUGGAAUUCUCACUCAGUUAUACCAGUGCUCAAUUCCAAUAGCUACACUAAACAAUGUGGAAAAAAAGAGAUUAGUCUUUCUGACUGUCUGAGUAACACUGGAUCAUUUCCACUAGAACAACUUCAAAGCUUCCCUCAACUCUUACAGAACAUUCAUUGCUUAGAGCUGCCUUCUCAGAUGGGCUCAGUGCUAAACAACUCUUUGCUCCUUCACUAUAUUAAUUGUGUCAGAGAUGAGUCGAUUUUACUGAGGCUUUAUUACUGGUUGAGUCAAACAUUACAAGAAGAAUGUAUGUGGUACAAGGUGAAUAAUUAUGAUCAUGGAAAAGAAUUUGCCAACUUUCUGGAUACUAUCAUCAGGGCAGAGAGCUUCUUACAAGAGGGGUUUUAUUCCUGUGAAGCAUUCCUGUAUAAGAGCAUUCCUCUCUGGGAUGGCCUCUGUUGUCGAUCACAGUUCCUUCAGCUUGUGAGCUGGAUUCCUUUUAGUAGCUUCUCUGAGGUGAAACCGCUUCUUUUGGACCAUCUUGCACAGCUCUUCUUUACAUCAACCAUUUAUUUCAAGUGCAGUGUUCUUCACAGUCUGAAAGAGCUACUGCAGAACUGGCUGUUGUGGCUUUCCAUGGAUAUCCAUAGACCUAUGAUGAACAGUCCUCUAGAGACAACUUUGGGUGGAUCCAUGACUUCUCUGUCUAAACUGAUCGACUAUGUAGGGUGGCUGUCCACUAUUGCAAUGCGCUUGGAGGGCAACAGUGCUUUCUUGCUGCACUUUAUUUUGGAUUUCUAUGAGAAGGUAUGUGACAUAUAUAUAAAUUAUGACCUUCCAUUGGUGGUGUUGUUUCCUCCUGGCGUCUUCUAUCCUGCACUCCUCAGUCUGGAUACCACUAUCUUGAACCAGCUCUGUUAUAUUAUGCACAGGUAUCGUAAAAAUCUGUCUGCUGCAAAGAAAAAUGAGUUGCAACAAAAGGCAAAACCACAGUUCAGUUUCAGCAGCAAGACCUAUCAAGAGUUUAAUCACUAUUUGAUCGCCAUGGUUGGUUGCCUGUGGACAUCCAAACCCUUUGAGAAAGGAAUAUAUAUUGACCCUGAAAUCCUGGAAAAAGCUGGAGUAGCAGAAUAUAAAAGCAGUUUAAAUUUGGUUCAUCACCCUUCUCUACUGAGUUAUGCUGUUUCCUUUUUGCUACAGGAAAGCCCAGAAGAAAGGACAUUGAACAUGAGCUCUAUUCGGGGAAAGAAAUGGAACUGGUAUUUGGACUAUUUAUUUUCAGAGGGGUUACAAGGCUUGAAGCUUUUCAUAAGAAGUAAUAUUCAUCGUUCUUCUGUCCCCCCGAUCAGAGAGCAUAUACCACAACAAUAUUAA
This is a messenger RNA of Propithecus coquereli (Coquerel's sifaka), 2262 nucleotides long. It is a transcript of the gene CENPI, whose product is annotated as centromere protein I. The transcript has 20 exons. Gene Ontology annotation, cellular component: kinetochore. The record is from RefSeq and is a predicted model, not a curated record. The coding region runs from base 1 to 2262 and encodes 753 amino acids. Lineage: Eukaryota; Metazoa; Chordata; Mammalia; Primates; Indriidae.